AACCACUAGAAAGUGACAUAGAGGUGACUUUACAAAAGUAAUUCACAUUUUUAAGCUUAAUUUCGACUAUUUCAAAAUGUCCAACAAACUUUUGGUAAAGAACGCGAAACAGGUGGUUUUAAUUUGCAACAACGGUGAGAAGUUCCUGACGAAGGAUGGGAUGCAAAAGCUGUGUGUGAUUGAGAACAGUAGUUUGGUUAUCGGGAGCGACGGUCUGAUAAAGGAUAUUGGACCAGCGAGCACCAUUGAUUUCCAAUAUGCAGGGGUCUUGUUUGAUAAAGUCAUCGAUGCAACUGGCAUGUGUGUCAUUCCAGGAUUGGUUGAUGCACACACCCACCCUGUAUGGGCUGGAGACAGAGUGCAUGAAUUUGCCAUGAAGUUGGCUGGUGCCACCUACAUGGAUGUGCACCAUGCUGGAGGUGGGAUCCACUUCACAGUGGAGCACACCCGGGCUGCUCUUCCCUCCACCCUGCUGGCCUCUCUGACAGGCAGGCUGGGUCGGAUGCAGCGGGCAGGCACCACCCUGGUGGAGUGUAAGAGUGGCUACGGCCUGGAGCUGCAGACAGAGCUGAAGAUGCUGGAGGUCAUCGAGACGGCCAGACGUACCCUGCCAAUCAAUAUAUCGUCUACCUACUGUGGAGCACACGCCGUCCCUAACCGGUGGUGAUGCACCUGGCGUGUGUCAACAUGAGGAUGUCCAUGCCCGAAGCUCUGGCCGCCGCCACCAUCAAUGCAGCCUACGCCCUGGGCCGCUCUCACACGCACGGCUCCCUGGAGGUCAACAAACACGGCGACCUGCUGGUCCUCAACGCACCACGGUGGGAGCAUCUCAUCUACCAGUUAGGAGGACACCAGGAACUGAUCCGCUACGUUGUCAUCAGGGGCAACGUCGUCUACAACAACGACAAAACCAUGGACUUCUAACUCCAAAAUUGGUUUUGAAUAAUUGUUCUUCCCCCAGACAUAGUCUCACACGGCCCUUAGCCCCGUGGCCAGGGCUGUGUUUCCCUAUAAAUGGACACAGCUCACAGUCAAGGUUUUGUAAAUAGACAGUUAAUAUUAACCAGAUAUUCAAUGUCAGUGGGGUAUGUGGUAACAUUUCAGUAUGGGCUUUGAACCAUUGUUUCUCCAAUCUCCAAAUUACUGUAGAGUUGGGUAGGGUUCAUAUCCAGUAAGUGUUUGUUAAAAAUAACGUGAUUUAAAUGUCUUUCUUACCAUAAACAAAAGUCUCCAUUCUU
Salvelinus sp. IW2-2015 is the source of this 1238-nucleotide messenger RNA. The record is from RefSeq and is a predicted model, not a curated record. NCBI's taxonomy places the organism in Eukaryota, Metazoa, Chordata, Actinopteri, Salmoniformes, Salmonidae.